AUGAGCGAUUUUGUACAUUCGAAAGACAUUCCCAAAAAGUACUACCGGUACUUUUUGAAAGGUUUAGCAUACUACACCUGCCACUUGAACAAAGCAUGCACUCUAGCCGAUCUACAGGCUUACGUGUUUUUGAAGAGUUUACAGCAACUGUCCGCAGCAGAUUUAACAUCUUUAUCGAAUGAAGUAAUGAGGAAGCUGGUUUCCGCGGGAAUAGCAAACAAUCAAAAUGGAUAUUAUAGAUUGCAUGAAUUGUUACGCUUUGCACACGGUUCCUCAUCGAAACAGGUUGAAACCAUCGAUCAGAAUCGCGAUUUGGAGCUGAGCAGUGGAUCGGGUUUGAGAAAGAUGGUUAAUUUUUCUAACACCGUUACAAUGUGGCCCACUGAUACGUUGGAUGGUGUUGAUACGAUGCCCGGCGCAGUGGUCAGUCCGACGGAAUUUCUUAGUGUAUCUACGUCUACGAUUCAAGAAGACAUCGAAAGCUCAAUAAACGAAACCGACGCGGACAAUCAAUCCGACAGCGAUCACGAUGACGAAGACAAUGAUGGUGAAAAAGCAGAAACGAAUCAGAACGCUUCACAAGGUGAAACUAGUCCGGAAACAAAACAUGAUUCGGACUCAAACCGUACGACAAACUCCGAUGAUGAAGAUUCAACCAUUCCACAUAAACCAAUGAAACAAGAACCGGACAAAGAGCCAAACAACCCUGAGAGCGAAGACGACACGCAAAAGGAGCAAUGA
Molecule: messenger RNA, 741 nt
Organism: Anopheles moucheti
Lineage: Eukaryota; Metazoa; Arthropoda; Insecta; Diptera; Culicidae
Product: clumping factor A-like
Exons: 2
Coding region: 1-741 (246 amino acids)
Source: RefSeq, a predicted model, not a curated record